CGUGACUGUGGCGGGAAGAGCUGUCAGAUUUAACGAGGUUGAUUGAAAGCUGUUUAUUUUACUUUAGGAGUAAUGGCAGACCAUCACGAGCGGUUUGGGUAUCGACCCUCCAAGCCGGAAGACAUGUGAAUCCUCAAUGAUGUUUAAAAUUUUUCGUAAGAUUUCUAAAGAGUGAUUUGAAGCCUUAACAUGGCGCGUCAGUGGAAUCGAUCACAUUUCGCACCGCCACCGCCUGGUCUUCAAGAUGUAUUUCCGGAAGUAAUCCUCAUGGAACAUCUGUCACAGUUGAAGGCAAAUGCACAAAGCUGUGUAGACAAACAGAUGUAUGAACAAGCCAUCAGAAUCUACUCCCAGAUUAUGGGAAUCGUAGCCCAGAUACCUCAGCUAUGUCUUGAUGAAUUACCAAAGGCUCUCAGUAACCGGUCACUUGUGCUGGCGAAGAUCGGAGAUUUUAGAGGGGCUUUCCAUGAUGCCCACAAAUGCACUGUUGAGUUUCCGCGUUGGCCAAAGGGGCAUUGGCGAGCAGCAAUGGCUUUGAAGGGUUUGAAGGACAACUAUGCUUCCCUUCAGCAUCUGAGAGAUGGCUUCAACCUGUGUAUAAGUCUGGAUCCUGAAGAUAGGGAAACUGUCAACUUCAUGGUGGAGACCAUCAACACAGUAUGUUCAUUAAAGGAUGACCCUGCAGAUUUGCUAAGUACUCUGGAAGUGCCUUAUAACUAUCAUUCACUGCUCACACGUGUCGUACUACAGCUUUCCAAGUCCAAUCAGUGGGAAGGGACAAGCUUAUUGGUCCUAGGGAUCCAUUCUGGACUGUCUUGUCCCUGGGAAGGGAUCGCCAAGAACACACCAACACACCAAGUCACGGUUGCUUUUCUGGUAAAGUGUAUGUGGAAAAACACAAGAGAUCUGAAAAAGUGGGGUCACAAACUCCUGGUAAUGUUGUGUAAAAAUGGGGCAUCCGUCAACGUCAUGGAGAAACAACUGGAGACACCAGCCAUACACACAGGGUUACGCCUGGCUUUGGCUUCUGGUCAGGUAGAUUUCUUGAAGUACUUGUUUGAGAGUUAUCUAAAGACUGCUAAAGAGAAGGAUGCAAAAGAUAGUGGUGGCAGUACAGCCCUACAUAAUCUUGUGGUGUGUGGCCAGAUCAACACGACCCUAGGGGAGACAAUUCUCCGACUUUUCCUCAACAAUGGCUGCAGUACCAAAGUAAUAGACAAGUCUGGCAAAACACCUAUCCAGUACCUAGGCUCCAAGGACGCGGGCUACGCCCACAUACAGGCUGCAGAGAAAGCAGCAGUGGAGGAGUUAAGAAGAGUGGUGAUUGAGCUAAAAGACGCGGGUAACAAAGCACACAAGAAUGAAGGCUACCACAGCCAAGCGGUUGAAUACUAUACCCAAGCCUACACCAAGUGUAUUGGCUGUAACGCCCUCAAAAAUGAGGCAGCUAUUCUACUCACAAAUAGAUCCAACGUCCUUAGUGUGCAGGGAAAACAUAACGAAGCAUUAGCCGAUGCAGAAAAGGCUAUCGAGUAUGAUCACAAUUGGUUCAAGGGACACUGGAGGAAAGGUCAAGUUCUCCGAGUACUGGGAGAUUUCGCAGGGUCUUUUGGAGCUUUCCUUGCAGGCUUUGCUGUCAGUAAGGAUGUCACUGUGGAUCAGAGGCGAAGUUUCCUUGCCGAGGCUGUCAUAUCAUUAUCAUCAGUCAAAAACUUGGAGUAUUAUGACAAAUUAUCCAUGAAGCUGGAAGGCUACAGUGACACUGACUGGACUUAUGUGCUAGCCAGACUGUCCCGGGCUGGGGAAUGGAAGUCCAUCCGUGAUCUUGUCAUGGGAAGCGAACGAACACUCACACAUGCCAAGUCUGCAGGUUGGAAGUUUGAGGACGGCCCGAAAGGUUUUGGUGUGGCAUUGAAUGCACCGACAACAGGGAUGACAUUUUGCACGAUUUUCCCCUUUGUGCAAGCACACUGUGACGAGUAUACUUCCAAAUGGAUGACCAUUUUACUCAAGGUUCUGUUGGACAAUGGAGGAGGACUGCCCAACUUCCUCACUUUCGUACAGGAGGAACACGAUACGCCCUUACAUGCUGCAGUCAAGUACUCUCUGAUUACUGGACAGACCAUGCUAUUGGAUGAUGUUCCACUCAUGCCCGUCGGCUCGUUGAUUCGCGAGAUGGUAGACAAGCGUGGUGACUCCGUCUUCCACAUAAUUACAAAGAACCCACAGACCAAGGAUAUGGAGCACAUUCUAAAGGUCACUCGUCUUCUGCUUGACAAGGAGUUCUCAGUCAAGGUCAAGGACAGAAAUGGCCGCACGCCGAUAGACUACGUCAAGCAAGGGGAGAAAGAAGCGUUGUUUGAUCUUCUGCUCAAACAAUACAGUAAAGAUAGGCCAUCAGGGAAAUCAAAACAGAAAUCACCAGCUCCAGCAGCAAAUCCACUACUGCAGGAAAUCCAACUUGGUGAUCCAAAGCAGCUACGAGAACUUGGCAACAAAGAGUACACAAACGGGAACUAUACAGCCGCUAUAGAGUUGUACUCAUUGGCAAUCAAAGCCACACCACAGACAGAAAACUGUGACCUGUGCAAGUUGUACGGGAACAGAGCUGAAUGUCAUCUUCGACUUGGUCAGUUCCAGAAAUCACUUGAAGAUGCCAUGGAUGGAGUGUCCUAUGAUGGACAUUGGUACAAGGCCCAUCUAAGGGUAGGCAAGGCUAUGGGAGCACUGGGAAGCAAGCAACAAGCUGUGAAGGCUCUUGUCAAUGCCUUCUCUUCGCUGACUGCCCAGGAAUCGGAAUCUGUACGAAGAGAAGUCCUGGUAGAGCUGGCCAUUCAGUAUGCCAAACUGGAUAAAUUCAAAUAUAAUGAAAGGAUCCCUGGACUACAGAAUGUGCCUGGUGAAGUUUGGGCCAGAGCUUCCUAUGACUUGGUUUGUAGAAAUCAGAAUAAUCCUGCCUUAGUCGCCUUCAAACAGCUGAAAAUGACCAUUGGGACGUUCCCUCCCUUUCACAUGAAAGUUGACCUAAGACCUUUCUGUAGCCUUAGUCGCCUAGCAACAGAUGAGUGGAUGCUGGAACUUGUUGAACUGUUCCUUGCAUGUGGCAGUGACCACAACACACUAUCAGUCCAAGCUGGUGACCGGUACAUCCACGCCGUGGUCAAGAUGACACUUGCAGCAGGUGUGAUUGAUCUGCUACCAUUUACCCUACACACCAUUGUUAUACGAUCAGAGGAACAAAACCUGCUGGAUAGCCAUGGCAACACAGCACUUCACAUAGCGACGCGGGAUUCACGCGCCUCUCCACCCUUACGUUUGAAUGUUAUCAUGGAGCUACUGGACGCUAAUAUCAGUACACUGCAGAAGAAUAGUGACAGCAGACUGGCAGUGGAAUACGUGUCUAAGGGGGAGAGCCAGCUACUGGCUGUCAUCUUCGAGUACAUGAAGGCUGAAGAGGCUAUGAACAGACAGAUGAAAAUGCAGCAUACCGCAAUGUCAAAUGCUCUGCAGCAGAAAGCACAGCAGGACAAGUUGGAAAAGAAGAGACUAGAAAAACAGAAGCUUGAGCAACAGCAAAUAAAAGAAAGGCAGGAAAAGCUUGAACGUCAGGAACGAGAGAGACAGCAAAGACAACAGCAGAAACAGGCAAAGCCCCAAGUCAGUCGUCCUGAGCCGGUCCAGUUUGACCACUGUGAAACUUGUGACCAGUACAUGAACGAGGGUAAAGAACAUCUUAGGCUUAAACGUACUGGAAAGGCGUACAUACAGCUGUCCAAAGUCAUACGAAAGAAACACAAAGGUAGCAACAACAACCAACAUCAGAGACUUGUCAACGAGGCUUUGGCACUGGUCACAAGGAGUCUCAGUACCACCUUUAACCCUGAGAUACCAGAAAAUUUGGCAAGAAUUCCUGUGGAUUUUUAUCAGAAGAUCAUUGAUGGAUUGGCAAAGGAAGAGAAAUGGCGACAAGUUGACAUCAUGGUUCGAGAGAAUCGGAAAUAUCAUGGGGAUUUAUCUCUGCGAGAUUUUGCUAAAAAUAUCAACAUUUCGCGCGUGAUCCGUCAUCCAUCCUUUCUCAAGCAAGAUGACCUUCUUGCUCAGCUCAUUGACAACAUGUUGGACAGUGGGGCAAUCAUGGAACACGAGGGGAAGAUGUGUAUUCUUGCUGCGAUCCAAGAGGAACAUUUCAAACUGCUAUGUACACUGUUUGAUAGGGGAGCUAAGCCAGUGUAUUUGUCCCUACAGCCAGGAGAUACACCGAUUCACGCCGCCUUGUCAGUCGCCCUGGAAAGAGACAAAGGCAAUUUUGCUAUCUUUAAUGUUCUUCUGGAUAAAUUCAAAAGUGACCCAGAGAAGUUUGCCAACUUGGACCCUAAUCAACAGGACGCUAAUGGCGAUGGACUCUUUCACCUCGUAGCCAAGAUGAAAUACAACAGCACAACUCAGAAAGCCACUGAGCUACUGUGUGAAAAGAAAAUUUCUGCACUUGUGUACAACAAUGAAGGAAAGCUGCCCAAAGAUUAUCUAAUCAACAAAAAGAAUGAUCGAAGGUUGCAGUUCUUCCGACUAGCAUCUGUUGAAGCAGCAGCCAAAAAGCCGAAGAAGCCCCGGCAGAAACUGUUGGAGGAUGGCAUGCUGGAGGAUGAGCAGGAUCUCCUUCAAUAUGAACGGACAGAUGAAGCUCAAGUUUCUGAAGUUCCAGAAAAACUAACACGCAAGGACAAGAAGUUGAUAUAUGCCAAGUCAUCAACACAUCGAGACACGUCCAAGAAGAAGAUUGAGGAGAUGAUCUUCAACUUACCAGACACUCCUUACUCAAUAUUCAAUCCUAAAGUACCAAGAAUGGAGGAAAGCUGGAAGUCCAGGAAAUCAGGGGGAGGCCAAAAGGGAACAAGAUCGCCUGACACAAAAGGCACUCUCAAGGUGGAGAAUCUGGAUGAAACAUCAAAUGGAACAGAACCCUCUAUACCAGGGGAUGUAGCCACUGCCACGCCCCCUCUACAGAAUGAUCAGGUCAUGGAGGAAGUGAUCAAUGGGGAGGUAUCACCGGAGGACGAGGAUGAAGAAGAAGAGGAAAAGGAGACAUAUGAGGUAGAUGUGCAGGCGUUUGACAAUUUGGAUUGGGAAGUGGAAUGUACUUCAGACGUCUGGAGAACCCUCCGAGACAACCAUGUCCUGCCCGAACUGAAACAGCGAAUUGUCCGUAAAGUCCAGCAUCUGGCCAGUGGAGAAUGGCGGCGGUCACUAUGUAAACCUAUUACUGCCAGUAAGAUGCCAGAGACUCUUCGACUGUUUGAGGCCAAACUGUCCAAGGGAGGAAGGAUAAUUUGGGAGCUUGCCAUUGCAUUCUCGCCACGGUUGAGUGAAUCCGCCGAACGUCGUUUGAAUGCUGAGGAAGAAGACUCGGCAGAUCUUGCCGUCCAAGGAGGAAGGAUUUAUUCGGAGGUGAUCCGAGUUUGGGACAUCGUGUUCAAUCACGAUCAUAUUUAUAGGUGUGUGGAACGCAUCAUCAAGUCACACAAUCGCGGUGAGGAGUGCAUCAUACAGAAAAAACUCAAAGGAGUAAAACAGACUCAGUUCCAGGAAGAGGGAGGAAAGCGUUACCCAAUGAUAUUUGCCGAAGCUGAUGUCGGAUUGAAGGAACAGGAUCUGAGGGAGUACCAACAGGAACUACAGAGAUUUUAUCCGCCAGCUAGUAGCAAUGAUACUGAGUACCACAUCCUCAAGUUCUACUCAUUUUCCUCAAAUUUAGUCUACCACGUCCUACAGAAUAUAGAGACAAAGGUAGACUUUCCAUUCCGCGUGACUGACCUGGAGCAUGCCAUUAUCAAUCUGAGGUCUCAAGCACCCAUCCUGCUGCUGGGCCGAAGUGGGACAGGCAAAACAACCUGCUGUCUUUACCGCUUGUGGACACAGUUCCUGUCAUAUUGGACCAAGGCAACACAGGCAGAGGCCCCACUCCUUCCCAGGUGUCCUAUCUACAGGAGACAGGAAGAGGAAAGGGAAGAAGAUGAUGAGGAAGGAGAGGAUAAUGAAGAUGAAGGCCAAGAGGCAGAUGAUCCUUUAGAAGAACUCCUUGGAGCGACAGUUGGGGCUGAUGGCAAAGUGAUAGAGGAAAACGGAGAAGAGAAAGAAGGACAGAUCUAUGACCAUCUUCAUCAGAUCUUCAUCACAAAGAAUGCUGUUUUGUGUAAUGAGGUGCAGAAGAAUUUUCGAGAGCUGAGCCAUGCAUGUGCCAUCGCAAAGAAUCAUGUGGAGGUUGAAGACCAAGUGCUGCCCCCACGUCUACAGGACAUUGAUGACUAUCGCUUCCCACUCUUUAUCACUUCCAAACAGCUGUUGCUGAUGCUGGAUGCAUCUCUUGGACCACCAUACUUUUUCGAGCGUGGGGAGGAUGGAGGACUGAAGGUUGAUGUGCAGGGCUGGACUGAUGGUGAGGGAACAUUGAGCAUUCUUCCUCUUCUGGCCGAAGAUUCUGAUGAUGAGGAUGAUGAUGAUGGACAGUUCGAUGAUAUAGAGGAUGAUGAUGAUGAUGAAAGACAACAGGCUGCCAUAAAUGAAGUGAAAGUUGACCCUCGAAGAGAGAUUACUUACGAUGUCUUCAGCAAGGAAAUUUGGCCAAAAAUCUGCAAGAAAUUUAGUGGAAAAUACCAUCCUUCACUAGUGUGGACAGAAAUCAUGUCAUUCAUCAAAGGUUCAUUUGAGGCUCUAUCUAAACCUAAUGGAAUUCUACAGAAGGAAGAGUACUUUGAACUUGGGAAGAAACGAGCUCCCAGUUUUUCUGGCAGACGUUCUGACAUCUAUGACAUCUUCAAGCGAUACGACCAUUUCAAGAAGCAGAAGUUCCUGUUCGAUGAGACGGAUUUGGUUCGGUCAGUGUACAAUCGCUUGAAGAAUGAGACGGACAUUUCAUGGGUUGUCCAUCAGGUGUUUGUAGACGAAACCCAAGACUUCACUCAAGCAGAGCUCUGUCUCCUCCUUCGAAUCUGUCAGGAUCCAAACCAGAUGUUCCUUACCGGGGACACAGCUCAGAGCAUUAUGCGUGGAAUAGCUUUCCGCUUCAGUGAUCUCAAAUCCAUCUUCUACUAUGCUAAACAGUCGUUGCAAGCCAAUGGAAAGGUAUCAAGUAUUGAAGUCCCAAAACGUGUCCACCAGCUUACCCACAAUUACAGAUCUCAUGCCGGUAUACUCUUCUUGGCCUCGAGUAUCCUCGACCUCAUGGUUCGCUUUUUCCCCGAGUCUUUUGACCGUCUACAAAAAGACCAGGGCCUGUUCAAUGGACCGCCCCCAGUGUUGUUAGAGUCCUGUAGUUUCAGUGACCUGGCCAUGCUGCUGCGUGGAAGUCGUCGAAAAACUUCGCACAUCGAGUUUGGGGCACAUCAAGCGAUUCUAGUGGUGGACGAAGCAGCCAGAGACAACAUACCAGAGGAGCUUCAGCUGGGACUUAUCCUGACCAUCUAUGAAGCCAAGGGACUCGAGUUUGAUGACAUUCUGCUCUACAACUUCUUCAAGGACUCGCAGGCUGUCAAGGAAUGGAGGGUUGUCACAGAGUAUUUGGAAGAGCUGGUGAUGGGAACCAAAGGAGCGAAGGGAGGCAGCCUGCCAUCACACCAGGAAAGUUUGGUAGAGAUUGACGCUGAUGUGCUACAGCAGACGAACCGACCGAGGGCCCUAAAAUUUGAUGCCAGCUUGCACAAAGUGCUCAACUCGGAGCUUAAACACUUAUACACGGCCGUGACUCGUGCACGUGUUAACGUGUGGAUCUUUGACGAGGACCAGGAAAAAAGAGCUCCAAUGUUUGAGUACUUCAAGGCUAGAAAACUAGUCAAGAUCCUUAACAGCACAGAUGUAGAUGAAGAUAGUCCAGAAACCAUUGGCGGCAUGUUUGCAGAGGAGUCCAGUCCAGAAGACUGGAUUCGACGUGGGGAUGACUUCAUGAAGCAUGCUUUGUAUGAAGUUGCUGCAAAGUGCUUCAUUAUGGGAGGUGACCAUCAGCUACACAAAGUGGCCCUAGCUCAUCAACAAGCUCUGAAAGCCUCUCGCACAAAGGACAGUCACCAGCACAUGAGAGAUGAGUUUCUCUUUGCUGCCGAGAUGUUCCUGGACUGCAGUCUUCCAUCACAGGCAGCUAAGUGUCUACAGAAUGCCCGGGAGAGAGAGCUUGUUGCUCACUUGUUCGAGAAGAUUGGCUGGCUUGAAAGAGCUGGGGAAACCUACAGAAAGACAAAACGUCCAAUUGAAGGCAGUCGCUGUUAUGAACAGCUAGGACAUUUCAACCUGGCUAUUGAUACUCUCUGUGAGAAUGAGUUCUAUGAUAUGGCCAUUGACACACUGUGGAGGUACAACAAACUAAUAGAGGGUCUGCGAUCAAAAAACCAGGCUGUUCCUGCUGUGUUGUUGGAUCAUGCUCCAGAUAAACUGCGUACACGAGAACGUCUUAGUCACAUGGCCGCUGAGUUUCACCAUAGGAACAACAAUGAGGUCCGCAUGAUGGUAAACCUUGAGCGUUUGGAGAGUCUAAAUGACCGUGUCACUUUCCUCAAGAGCAAAGGCUACUUCGACCAGGCAGGUGCACUUCUUCAGAAGGAAGGAAAGUAUGUGGAUGCCACACACCUCUAUAUUGUCCAUGGAAAGACUGGAGAGGCUGUGAAAACCGCCAGACAAUCUGCAAUCAAAGAUCUCAUAGGAGAAUGUCUCAUUGUGGAUGCUCAGGUGAAGUUGCGUAAGAAACCAGAAAAUAAACUUUCUGAUGAAGAAAGGCAAGCUCAAAAAGAGGAAAUUAUCCAAGCACUUCAAGAAGCAAUUGAUAUCUUACUUCAAACUUCAAAUUCAGAGCUCCGGGGUGAGGCUUGCUUCUUGAAAGGGGAAAUCAGUAAUGAAGUAACAGAUAUCAAUGAAUCAUGGGGGGCAUUCAACAAGUGCACCCCAAGAUGUGAAGCAGGACAACUUGAGUGUAUGGACUGGAUGGUACACAACUCUGAUCUUCAUAUCUGGAAGAACCUUUCACAGGUCGUGAAAGGAAUGGAAAACCUGUUUGGAGUACUGAACCUUCUGGUGUCCUCCGACAAAGUCGGUGGUGAUCGUAUUUUCAAGUACUAUGGAUUGAGGCCAACAUCCGAUGGAUUCCUGAAAAUGUUCCCACUUCGAAAACCGCUUGCUUUGCAAAUCAUGAAAGGCUGCAUGAAAAAAGCAGAACGAAAAAAAACUGAGUAUGAAGUUGCAAGACAGCAAGCACGGGACGAAAUUUGUCGGUUUCUUUUGGACCGUGGUCAUUCCUGGUACUGUGCGGUAACACUAGCUCUUAACAAGCUUAAGAAACAACGGGAGCAGUGCCGAGAGUUUAUUCUAGGCUUUAACUGCACCAAAGCUACAGAUGGAGGCAAAUGUCUCGCCAGACAUGAUGUCAUGACAGAAAAAGCUCUGAAAAGCUUGCUUGAUGUUGACCUGCUUCACCUAGAGAUGGACUGGUAUGUUCAGCAAGGUUGUGGUCGUCUGCUUAAGAAUAUUACUUCAGAUCUCACUGAUUUGGUGAAUGUCUUUCUUCCAGACACCAAAGAUGACCACUUGGCCCGCUUCAAAUCUUGUGAGGCCCUACUUCACCACUUAAUGCCACGUGAACAUUUCCCGUUCAGGAUGACAGAAAUGGGACAAUUGCAAGCCAAUAGAAUCCAGGAUCACGUUAGUAAAAUCCUCGUAAAUAAAACACGUCACUGCAGAGAGCACUUCAGAGAGCGGAAGUAUUUGAAAGAGCAUAUGGUUUGUUAUCUAAAAGCAAAAUACACCUAUAUGAAGACACAGGAAAGGAAAACCAACACCGAUGUUUUCGUGAAAUUGUACUUCCUCGCAAAUUAUCUCCAGUUGAAAGAUGUUGACACCGGCCGUCUGAUGAUGCAGUUUGAAACAGAGAUUCAAAAAGAAUACCUCCAGAAAAACGAGUCGAAGAUCAAGAAACGAUUGGAGUCAUUCGGAUUUCUUGUUGAUGAUAAACAAACGCAAAACGUGUCUGUCCAAUGCGUGGCGAGACGUUUCUUCGAGGCCUAUUACCAACUCACUGUCCCAUGCGAUCCGCUGGAGGCCCUCAUCAAGUUCACAAAGUUCAUCGUGAUCCUUGGAGAUAGGAACAAGACUGCGAUUCUUCCAGAGUUCUCAGAUUUUCUUAUGUGGACUGAAUACUUCACAACCAUUGCAGUCUGUUUUGGAGCAAAAUAUAACCAGGUGACAGAUGUUUUCUUUCUGCCUGCGUCAUACAUAAGCCUUGUAUACUUCAUUGACUCAAGCUUCAAGGACAACGGGCAGCCAACAUUUGAGAUCAUACAGCGAAACAAGACACCCUGGGGUAAACAUCGAACCCUCAGUCAGGACAGAGCCGAAAGGAUAAUUAGUAUUCUAUGUGGGGCAGAGAUUCGAAUGAAUCUAAUUCGACACUUAUUCAAGCCACGUGAUGACCGUGAUUUGGACUAUGGCCUUGCCGAGAGACUGUUGGUUUUGUGCAUGACAGUCCUGUGUAACAUGGGGAAAGCCCUGUUUGCCCACAAGGAGUCCAACCUGAUGCAGCAAUUGUGUCUGAUUGCUCUCCCAAAAGAUUGUCCUCCACGCCUGGUGAAGGCUGUGCGUGCUGUACAAGAGGCAGAUGGAAUAUCGGACAUUGCAGCAGCGCUGAAGGAACUUCUUCAGGAUCGAGAUAAGGAACAUGUAUGUCUUUGUCAUUGGUCAGCCUCCGACCGUUAUGGGAUUAGAUCAACCCCCCUUGACAAACUGGCUUUACUUCCAUCCAAGUUUUUCAACUCGGAUACAAAGAAAAAGAUGGCAAACCCAGGGCAAGGGAAAGCGUCCGCAGAGGAAGAUGAAAAUGUGUCAGCUUCCUCUCCAGCUGAACUGGAAACAGACAUGACGAUGGAAGAGAAGUAUAAGUGGGAGAAUGAAAAGAAAACGUAUGAAGAGAAUCAGCAAAAGGAGAAUUCUGCAUUGAUCAUUACCAGGUUCUUCAGACAAAUUCGCUUUCGACUGCAGUGCUCUAUCCUCCAUUCUCUUGUAGAGGAGGAGCUACUAAAAGAACAAAGUGAAAAACGUCAGAAGAAGUUUCUGCAAUUUGGCAUAGAUGACCGUGCUUGUACAAUCUGUGAUGUCACUUUCGACAAACCCCCUGGCAACCUUGUAGAGGGGAGGAGCUAUGCGGCAUCGCUUUUAACCACAAACCUUGGCAGUAACCAGAAAAGCCCUUUCCCCUCCAUCAUGAAUCCCUUCUCUGCUUUGUUCAGUAAUAACAGUGGGCAAACAGCCAAUGUGGAGGAGCUGCCUAAAGUCUCUGAGAUGUCAGUUGACCUCGCUGAACCUGUGGACGAAACAGGUGACAAUCAAGCUUCAGAGGAAAGUAAAGAUUCAUGGCGAGUAAAACAGAAGUUAGAACAUGAAGAAAGCCAAGCACACUUGCGCAACAUGCAAAACUUCAAGCACCUCAAAGUGACUUACAAAACCCAAAUAGCAGCAAAGCAGGAGGAAAUCUUGGAAUUCAUUCGGAAACAUAAUCUCAGGACGGAGAAAGGUCUUAAGAAUUAUGCUGAUAUGAAAUUGGAUUUGGGUAGGCUAGUCAGCAAAUCAGAUAUGACUCAAAAUGAAUUUGAAAGGAUUCUUGCUAAAAGAGAUUGGGGGAACCUCACUAUUCUGGUGCAGCUUUUCCAUGAAACGAAUGGAUGCUUCUUGGAAGUGAAAACUUAUGUGGAAGAGCAAUGGAGAAAACUGCAAGAGUCCAAGGAAAGAAAUUCGGAAAGCUCUAAAGCCUGGAACAGUCAAACCGUCCAGAAUGAAGAUUGGGAGGAUGAACUUCAGACGCUAGAAGAUGUUGUCCAAGAACCCGUCCGUCAGAGAGAGAAGAAAGGAAAGGGGCGGGGCAGAGGCAGGGGUAGAGCGAGGCAAAAACAGCAAGACGACUGAAUGAGGGGAUCAUAUUCAGAGAAUAAAAGGGGAUGGUUAAAUAUUGUUCCCGGGACAGGACAGAAAUAAUAAAAUGAAGGAAAAGAAUGAAAGAGCUACAACGUAUCAUAGAGGGAUAUACAUUAGAUAUAAAAAAAAAAAGGAUGUGAGCUGAAACAGGUCACCAGCAGAGCUAAGUAUCAAAAUUCGGGGGGGGGGGGGGGCGGCACGAAAUGUAGUUGAUGAAAGUGGCAGAGAUGGGGAUGAGAGAGGCAUAUGCAAAAAAAAGACAAAUUGGUAGGGAAGACAAAUUGGUAGGGAUGAGGGAGGUGUAAAAGUGAUUGAAGACGACAAUACUCAUUUUGCAGGACAACAAAACUGGGGACUGGGGCACAGAUAAGCAAAAUGGAGAUAGCCAGAAUGUAUGGUAAAAAAAGGACUAAUAAAUAAAAAUAAAUCAACUUGUAUCAGACAUAGGUAAUCUUUGGGAAGUGCUUAACCCUUGCCUUUGUAGUAUUUUGAACUUGACUUACCCAUCACCUAUAUACCAUCAACUGCUUCCUGUAAUAAUAAACUAUUAUUUCUACCUGCAUGGCUUCAAGAAAAGCAUUUAGAAUAAUUCAAACAAUUCAGUGUUAUAUGUACCAUAAGUUGGGCUUUAAAGAUAUUUUUUAGUAUCGUUUUAUUCUUAUUGACAGGUCGGUACCAUGUUUAUGAAAAAACUUAUUUAGUGCAUCACAAAUCAUAAGGUUAAUACUGAACAAACUUAUGUUAAAGCACGUGAAGUUGUUUAAAACUUCCGACUUCACUACAAUGGCAUUUGUCAUUCAAAACAUUAUUAAUAAUAUCAAAAGCGUUUAAAAUGCACAGGCAAGAUAAAAUGUAUUUCCAAUUCCACCAACUAAGUAAGUUGUAUUGAAGAUCGUGUAAUUUGUCUUUCGAUAUUUCAUUACCAUGUUAAUAUGCUGGAUUAAAAAUCAAAACAUAGUCUAAAUAUAUUAGUUUGUCAUGUAGUCCAAGUAUUUUAAGCAAUUGGUAAUUUGCUGAAUGAAAAUGAGACAGAAAUCAUGAAAACAAUUAUUUAAGCUUCUGAAACAUUGCAAUGCACCAUCAUUUCAAUUUUACAUUUGUUGUAAUAUACUUGCAAUAAACCAGUUUUAUAUUGUGACAUUCCUAUAUUUUCUUUUAUUAUUAUUUUGGUAUUUUUGGAGUAGAUUUUGUUAUUAUAUGCAAUCAAAAGUGCCAUAUUAUAGUAAUUUACUUCUUCACCAGCCAUUGUUGGACACCUAUUUCACAUUUUGUGUACAUUGUGGGUAAAUGUAAGUACACUGUACUUCCCCUUGUUACAAUACAGACUUUGAUUUUAGGACCAUAUAAACUCUUGUUCAGAAAGAGUUAUUUCCCAGGCAACAUUUCACAACUAAAUAAUGGAAGUUACAAUGAAAUGGUGGUUCGAAUGUCUUAACGACCUGACGUUGUAAUUAUAAAUCCUUAAUUAACAAAUAUAUCCGUUGAUACGUCCACCAUUUUCUUUUGUUUCAAUAAAUAAACAUUCCUGUCUUGGAUGAUUUGUUGGGAGAAAGCUUUUGUUUUUGUAACAAUGCCCUUACAAAUUUUGGCGUGAUAUUGUAAUUGCUUUGACGUAUGACUUCAUUUAUCUACACAUGUAUUAGGGAAUGUUGUUUUUGUGGUAUUCUUUGUCUUUGUACAUGCCUUUUUGUUGUCUGUCGAUAACAAAUCAUGUUGUUUUUUUCAGAAUAAGGAUGACGAACGAUUUCAGGAAAUAUCAGAAGUAUAAUAUAAUAGUAAUAUUAUAGUACUAUUUUGCCUCAUUUGAUUACUUGAAUCGUACGUUGGAGACAACGCAAUAAUUUGGUAAAUGUUACCCAUGUACACAUUACACUGAAGACUUUUUCCAUUAUAAAAUGAAACGUUAGUGAAAAUAUAAUUUUGAUCUUUGUCAUGUAUACCCAUAAUCCACCAUGAUUAAGUAGUCAAAAUAUAAUUUUGAUCUUUGUCAUGUAUACCCAUAAUCCACCACGAUUAAGUAGUCAAAAUAUAAUUUUGAUCUUUGUCAUGUAUACCCAUAAUCCACCACAAUUAAGUAGUCAUUGGGUAAUUUUAAAAUACAUCAUAAUGAGGAGGUGAUGUCUCAAUAAAACAAACGAAACCUUCCUCGUGUCAAUGUGUAAAGAUACCAUAUAUAUGUAUACAAAUAUAUGACUCCCUAUCUAAUAGCGUAAGAUAGUUUCUUAACUAUUAAGCGCCAUACACACUAAGUUCCUAAAAUAUCAAGCGCCAUACACACUUAGUUUCUAGAAAUAUCGAGCGCCAUACACACUUAGUUUCUAGAAAUAUCAACCGCCAUACACACUUAGUUUGUAGAAAUAUCAAGCGCCCAACAUACUUAUUUUCCAAAAUUUCUAGAAAUAUCAAGCGUCAUACACACUUUAGAUAUCAAGCGCCACACACUUAGUUUCUUAAAAGAUCGAGCAUCCUAGAAACUUGUACAGGACCUACUGUUUUCUAAACCGAAAGAAAAUCCUGCUUUCCGACAAUUCAGUCCCUAUCAAAAUCAUAGCUUCUAUUUAAAGUGUGAACCACCCGUCUUAAAUCACAUGAUCAAAUGAAUCUCUUUCUGGUGAAAUUCUGCCACAUUCAAUCUACUGUAUUUGUUAUGAAAACCAAUACAUGUAAUUUCCUGAAAAUUAUAUUGUUUCAUGUAAUUUCAUGUAACAUCUAGUCCCAUUGAUAACCCUUGUUGAGAUUGUAGUUUUUAUAACAAAUUAUUAUUUUGUAUGAGCAGAUGUUAUUUUUCCAAUUUGAUUUGUUUUUCUUGCGUUGUAUUUGAACAUUAGAAAGGUUUCUGUUACUACCAUUUGCAGUCUGAUGUGAUUUUAUCUUCCUUAUAUAAACUGUUUUCAUGAUUUGCUUUUGACGAUAGUUUUGAAUUGACUUAAAUAUAUGUAAAUCAUUACUUGCAGAGUUAGUGCUACAAAAUACAUAAGUAUGUAAAUUCUUUUGGUUGAUCAUAGAGAUGUUAUUUGCCUUUUAGACAUUAGUUGAAAUGUGAAUAUUGUGAUAUCAAACUAUCGAAGAAUUGACAGAUUUCUUUCAAUUUGUGUCUGAUUCGUUGUAACCAAGGGAUAUAUUUUUUUUGAAGUCCUCGAGAUGAUUUGGUGAUUGUAAUCGAGCUGCUGUUUAGGCCAAUGCUUUAUAGAGUUGUUUAUAAGUGCCGAAUUUACUUUUAUAUCCCGACAAAACGACUUUGUAAAUUACUUUUAUGCUGUUAAAUAAAAAAAGUUUGAUAUUGUC
Pecten maximus is the source of this 15225-nucleotide messenger RNA. Its product is annotated as TPR and ankyrin repeat-containing protein 1-like. Gene Ontology annotation, molecular function: ATP binding; protein binding. The coding region runs from base 190 to 11931 and encodes 3913 amino acids. The transcript has 36 exons. The record is from RefSeq and is a predicted model, not a curated record. Lineage: Eukaryota; Metazoa; Mollusca; Bivalvia; Pectinida; Pectinidae.